AGAAAUGGCAUCCCCUACAGAUGGGGCAAUCCCCACUCACUUCAAGCCACCAAAGAUGGAAAGCUGCACCGCAUCACCGAUGCUGCUGAAUUUCAAACCUUACUGCACGCACUGGGCCUCUCCCUGAUGGACCACCCGAAACUGACUCCCAUCACAAGCACACUGUUGGAAUGUGGAGAAGAUACAACCCUUCAUCCCUAUCAAGGACCGGCA
Pelobates cultripes (western spadefoot toad) is the source of this 213-nucleotide messenger RNA. The record is from the annotation of a GenBank genome assembly. Lineage: Eukaryota; Metazoa; Chordata; Amphibia; Anura; Pelobatidae.